GUGGGCGCACUGCUGGGCGGAACUUGCGGGUGUCACUGCUGGGCACCGAUCAUCAGGGCACUGAUCAUCAGUGCCCUGAUGAUCGGUGCCGAUCCCCGCUCUGACAACUGCCGGUUCUCGGCAGUACUUUCCUCACGUGAUGAUCAGUGCCCUGAUGAUCGGUGCCCAGCAGUGACACCCGCAAGUUCUGCCCAGCAGUGCGCCCACUAGCUCCGCCCACCCGUGCCCAGCAGUGCAC
Messenger RNA from Staurois parvus, 238 nucleotides. The record is from the annotation of a GenBank genome assembly. NCBI's taxonomy places the organism in Eukaryota, Metazoa, Chordata, Amphibia, Anura, Ranidae.